AUGUUACUUCGCAAGCGCGCGCCGCAGAUCAAUGAGACAAUCGGAGAGCCCGACGGCGUGGAGAAUUGCCCGCUGGCGGCUACCAAAGCCCUUUCCCACGACAUUAUCAACCAGCCCAUUGCGUGCAACUCGGAAACCAUGUUGAGGGCCCUCAGCGACCAGCUCGGAGUUCACCCCCAGACCGUUUCACCAUGGGAGUCGAAGCCUUCGAUGUCCAUGAGUUCUUCAUGGAUAUUGGCCGGGGCCCGGCGCUUCGCGGCCGCCCCUGCGGGCGCGCCAGAGCGCGAAGGGCGGCUGAACAUCCAGGGCUUCGCUGCGUCAAGCGCGGCGCUGACCACUCGGGCAAGGGGCGCCGAGUGCGCGGCGGCCACGGAGCAGGGAUUAGAGUGGGUCGUGGCACGGCACCAUGUCGACAAGGCUUGCCAAGGAGGCGAGGGCGCGAAGUUCCCCGGCGACUUGGGCGCCCACUCGAAGUCCUGGGCCCCCCGAGGCGACGUGCCUGGGACACUUUUCAAGGCCUUCUCCCAGGCCGAGCUCGCGCAGGGGAGCGCGCGGCGCGGCUCCUUCAGUCGGCCGAUGCUGCGACCAUCGGCGCAAACAAAGUUCGCGUGCUUGGAGGCAGUGGAGUUCAUCAGGGCGGCGAAGGCCCACCUCGCCAAGGUCGAUCUCCCAGCCGCCGUGAAGACGCGGCUUCUCGGGGAGACGCAGGCGCGCUUCGCCGCGCACAUCCACCAGAAGAAGUGCCGCGGGAGGAGGGAGUUCGAGUCCGCGCUGGAAAUCGCGGGCACCUUCCCUGCGGAAGUUGUCAAGCUCGCCCCAGUGGCCAGCCGACUCGCGCUGCCUUGGGCUGCAGCGGGGGCUAAACCAGAGCAGGCGCGUUCGCGGCCCGCGCGCGGGCGCAGCGGCGGCCUCGUGGAGUUCGCCCAGACGGGGGUUGGGGCCGCGACGGCGGCGGACGGCGUCGCGGCUGGGGCCUUGAUGUCCAGGGUGGGCGCUGCGGAGACGACCUGCGAGAUCCCGGAGAUCAAGGGCGAAGUGCGCUUCCUGGCGCAGCUGCGUG
Prorocentrum cordatum is the source of this 1060-nucleotide messenger RNA. Lineage: Eukaryota; Dinophyceae; Prorocentrales; Prorocentraceae. The record is from the annotation of a GenBank genome assembly.